GGAUCAUAGGAUUAAGAAUGAAUGAAUGACUUACAGAGAAAUUUAUGGUAAUAUGAAUAUCUAUGGUGAAAGGAUAAUAAUGUCUCGCCUUUGAUGGUUUUAUUACUUAGACUAUUUACAAUAAUGAGAGUAUUUGUACUAAGGUAUCGGGGCGGAGGGUCUACUACAGGAUACAUAUUACCGGUUUUCGAGUAUCUUCUUCGAUCCUAUCAGCUAAUAGGUAGUAUGUAUUCAAAUCUUAAAAGGACUUCUGAGGCAUCUUAUUGGAUUUUCUCAUUAACUAUGUUUAGGGUUCCUAAAGAUGGGACUAGCUUUGGGUUGUCUUCAAGUGGAACAGUCAACAAUUGCUAUCAGAGAAGUUUUCGGCAAAUAUGAAGAUGUGCUUGAACCGGGUUGCCACUGCGUGCCGUGGUGCAUGGGUAGACAAAUAGCUGGUUACCUUUCUUUGCGUGUACAGCAGCUAGAUGUUCGCUGUGAAACCAAGACAAAGGAUAAUGUUUUUGUGACAGUGGUUGCAUCUGUCCAAUAUCGAGCACUGGCGGAAAAGGCAGUGGAUGCUUUUUACAGACUUACCAAUACCAGAGAACAGAUCCAAGCUUAUGUCUUUGAUGUUAUCCGGGCAACAGUUCCAAAAAUGGGAUUAGAUUCUUCUUUUGAACAGAAGAAUGAAAUUGCAAAAGCUGUUGAGGAAGAACUUGAAAAGGCAAUGUCUGCUUAUGGAUAUGAGAUAGUUCAGACUCUCAUUGUGGAUAUUGAACCAGAUGAGCAUGUGAAGAAAGCCAUGAAUGAGAUAAAUGCUGCUGCAAGAUUUAGGGCGGCUGCAACUGAGAAAGCUGAAGCAGAGAAGGUUCUGCACAUCAAAAGAGCAGAAGGAGAUGCAGAAUCGAAGUAUCUAGCAGGGCUUGGAAUAGCUCGUCAGCGUCAAGCCAUAGUGGAUGGGCUGAGGGACAGUGUUCUAGCAUUUGCAGAGAAUGUCCCUGGGACAUCAUCAAAGGAUGUCAUGGACAUGGUUCUUGUGACCCAAUACUUCGACACAUUGAAGGAGAUCGGUGCAUCGUCAAAAUCCAAUUCUGUUUUUGUUCCACAUGGACCAGGUGCGGUAAAAGACAUCGCUUCACAAGUCAGAGAUGGUCUUCUACAAGGGAAUGGGGCUGGGCUUUGAAAUCUAUAAUAUUGCAUCAUUAAAACCUUGGAAAUUUAUAUUCUAAACGUCCUAAAGUAUCGAUUUUGCCUAUUACUUUAAAGUUUUAACUAGUUUGGGAUGCUUAAAUGUCCUUCCAUUCACAAUGUCUUUAUCUGUUCCUGUUGUUUUCAUUCUUGAGUUGUGAAUAGACAAAUAUAGCACAUUUUUUUUCUUCAGAAAUCGUAAUAAUGGUUUGCAUAAGUGCUUCA
Molecule: messenger RNA, 1392 nt
Organism: Trifolium pratense (red clover)
Lineage: Eukaryota; Viridiplantae; Streptophyta; Magnoliopsida; Fabales; Fabaceae
Product: hypersensitive-induced response protein 1-like
Exons: 5
Coding region: 302-1162 (286 amino acids)
Source: RefSeq, a predicted model, not a curated record